Theobroma cacao (cacao) is the source of this 2868-nucleotide messenger RNA. RefSeq lists its product as uncharacterized. Lineage: Eukaryota; Viridiplantae; Streptophyta; Magnoliopsida; Malvales; Malvaceae. The record is from RefSeq and is a predicted model, not a curated record. Gene Ontology annotation, molecular function: protein binding.
ACAAUUUAUUUUUCCAAAAAAUAAAUUAAUAAAAAAAAGAGGAAGACCAUGCUUGUUUGUCUGUAGGGAGAAGAGAAAGAAACAGAAAGAGAAAAAAGAGGGAAAGAAAAAAAGGCCCCAAAAUAAUAUGGGUAAGAUAGUGGAGAAGAAGAAGAAGAAGAAAGGAAGGCCUUCUCUUUUGGAUCUCCAAAAACGCACCCUUAAAGAACAACAACAACAGCAGCAACAACAGAAUCAACUGAAUAGAAAAAGAAAUGUUUCUGCCCCCCAAAUUACUCCUAAUUACGACUCUGCCACUGCCACUCCUCUCCGUCGAUCCAACCGCCGGAAUCACAAUCAUUCGCCGGAGGAUAACGAUGAGGAAGACGACGAUGACGAAGAAGAAGAAGAAGACGAAGAAGGAGAAGAAUUGGCCGGGAAAAAGCGACGCGAGAAGAAGCUGAAGCUCGUCCUUAAGUUGCCUUCCUCGCAGCAAAAAUCGCCGGUUAAUUCAGAAUCCCGCGGCUCCGGUUCGAAUCUCGAGGAGAGUAACGCGGGUUCGAGCCACAAGAAGAGGAAAAUCAAUUCGAUCGGGGAUGGAUCUGCGGUUGCUGAUUCCAAAAAGGAAGAGAAGUCUGUUUCUGGUGCAAAACCCACAACUAACAGCCAAGGUGGUCAGUUGGAUUCGGGACCCUCAACGGCUUUACCGGAUAAAAAGUUGUUACUAUUCAUCCUAGACAGGCUUCAAAAGAAGGACACUUAUGGCGCGUUUUCGGAGCCAGCGGACCCUAAAGAGCUACCAGACUACCAUGAAGUUAUUGAGCAUCCGAUGGAUUUUGCAACUAUUAGGAAGAAACUUGCUAGCAGUGCUUAUGCCAACUUAGAACAGUUUGAGAAAGAUGUUUUCCUCCUAUGUUCGAAUGCAAUGCAGUAUAAUGCACCUGAUACUAUAUAUUUUCGACAGGCACGAUCCAUACAAGAGCUAGCAAAAAAGAACUUUGAAAAUUUAAGGCAGGAUAGUGAUGAUAAUGAAGCAGAACAAAAGGUGGUACAGAGAGGCAGACCACCAACUAAGAAUUUCAAGAAGCCGCUGGGCAGGCCUUCCUUGGAGGAGCGUUCUGCGCCAGAAUUUUCCUCGGAUGCCACCCUUGCUUCUGGGGCAGAGAACUCCAUGUUGGUCAAUCAUGACAUGAGAAAAGGACUUCUCCCCUCUGACAAGUCUAGUUUUGCAGAUUCAUCUGGAAAAUUUUAUGGUUCUCGCAAUGAUGUUUAUUCUGGCUGGUUUCCUGAAAACAGAUCUGAUAGAAGUGAUGAAGGUACAGGUCAAACACUAGAUGUUUCAGGUUCUAUGUUAAAAGGUUAUAUGAUGAAGCAUGGAAAAAGGAAUUUUGUGCUGGAUGAGAAUAGACGUAACACAUAUAAGCUAUUUCACCCAUCAGUUGCUGCACCUGAGGCAUCUGUGUUGACUACUUUUGAUGGAGAGAGGAAGCAGCUUCUGACUGUGGGGGUAUACUUAGAGCAUGGUUAUACACGAAGCCUAGCUCGAUUUGCUGCAAACCUUGGUCAUGUUGCCUGGAAAAUUGCUUCUAAAAAGAUAGAAAAGUCUUUACCACCUGGAGUAAAUUUUGGUCCUGGAUGGGUUGGGGAAAAUGAUGUUCCAGCACAGAAACCACUGCUACUACCUUCAGUCUCACUUCCACCAGGCCCGCUGACAGCAUCACAGCCCUGCUUUGUUCGUCAAAGUUCCUGUUCUGCUAGUUCUUCUUGCGCCCAGGAGAGAAGAGAAGAUAAACCAUCCGACAAGCCUGAAGCAGAUAAUUUGUCUGAGACACAUGUUCCUUCAAUUCACUCUAUUUCAGGUGGCCAUUUAAGUAAGCCUAUACCUGCAUCUGGCAGUUCCUCUUCAUCCCGUUUGGCUGCUAAUAAAUCUCCUGAAUGCCAGAAUGAAAAGACAGAAUCCAGUGUGGGAUUGACUUCUGGUACUGGUUUUAACAUGACAAACAGCAGUGCAGGAGCAGUUAGGCCGUGGCCUCCCUUCCGGAUUCAUCAAAGUCCUGUAAUUCAUCCUGGCAUGAAUGGACAUAAUGGUGCUUAUGGGUUUAACCUUCCAGCUCAGAUGGCGAAAAUAAUUGGGACUGCCAGGCCUUCUGGGUUCAGUUUCCAGUCAUCUCAGAUGCUUGACACUGUCUCAAGGACUGCCACUAACUUUGUCCAUCCAGGAACUGCAAACUCAAACUCUGAUGACUCUAAAGUUUCAGAAAAUUCAUGUAUAAAGAAUCCCAGCAGUCCCUUACCAAAUUCAGGGUGUGAAAGAGUGGCAUCCCCAAGAUCAGGGCUUCAUCCACAGGCAUCAUGGCAAGGAUUAUCACCACAUCAGAAACCAGACUCAAGGUUGUCACCACAGCAAAAACCAGGCUCAAGGUUGUCACCACAACAGAAACCAGAUUCAGUCCCACCCGACCUGAAUAUCAGAUUUCAGUCUCCUGGGUCACCUAGUUCUAGUCGAGUUGAUUCAGCUCAGCCAGAUUUAGCAUUGCAGCUCUGAGCAUAAUUGAUAUUAUUAAUAUUUUUUCCUCUUUCAAUUAAGUUAACCAUAGGAUGGUUAGUUUCAGAAUUAAUGCUCCUGGUGAGAUAACCAAGCAGGUCCCAUUGACUAGGAGCAGGUAAAGCUACACAUAACUUGUAUUGUAAACGACUAGGUAAUUGUUGUACAUAUCAGUGUAUCCUAAUUUUUAGGUCCAUAAGCAACAUGGUUUCAUUUGUAACAUUGGAAGCCAUCAUGUAGCCUGAAUUCAUUUCUAGACUAGGUGAAGAUAUUUACUCUGUAUUUUAAAAUUUGUUAUGAAGUUUCAUAAAGUAGAUCUAUUAUUCAAUACAUUGCAGUUUGUA